Molecule: messenger RNA, 481 nt
Organism: Paramecium sonneborni
Lineage: Eukaryota; Ciliophora; Oligohymenophorea; Peniculida; Parameciidae
Source: the annotation of a GenBank genome assembly
AUGGUAUAAUACUAAACUGCUGAAAAUAUAAAAUAAUGGAUUAUAAUUUAAAAAAUUGAUGUUGAUAAUUAGGAUAUAGAUUAUGUUUAAUUAGAAAUAAUUUAUUCACAUGCUAAUAAAGAGGUAAAAGUUUUAUGCAUAUUUAUGAAUAAAGUAUUAAAACUAAGUUUUAAUAAACUAAAAAUUCAAGUGUUAAAAGAGGAACAUAAUGUGAGUGUUUGCUUACAUAAUAAUAUAUAACACCAAGAACUUUAACAUGAUGAAUUGCGAACAAAUUAGAAAGAAGAAUUGAUAGCUAAAUGAGUAUCUAUACAUGUUAAACAAUGUGUUGAUGUUCCUGAACAUGUAUCACAUGGUUAAGUACAAUAGUUAUAGUUGAAAGGGCACUUCCAUAUAAACCAUCAUCACAUACACAUUAAUUAUUGAAUAGUUUUCUAUUUAAUCCUGAAACACAUGAUGUACAAAAUGUAACUGAUAAAGU